Molecule: messenger RNA, 2013 nt
Organism: Penicillium odoratum
Lineage: Eukaryota; Fungi; Ascomycota; Eurotiomycetes; Eurotiales; Aspergillaceae
Exons: 2
Coding region: 1-2013 (670 amino acids)
Biological process (GO): regulation of DNA-templated transcription
Molecular function (GO): zinc ion binding; acetyltransferase activity; DNA-binding transcription factor activity, RNA polymerase II-specific
Source: RefSeq, a predicted model, not a curated record
AUGACAGCUAUAGUCACUGUUCCAGCCAUGAGCAGCCAUGAUUCUGGUGCAGAGGCAGGAACUGAGCACAGUCCAUCCCGCUUCACCGCGGUUAAUGGCAAGGACUCGUCCGUCUCCAAGGUCAAUUCUUUUCCAAAGGAUAGAGACACCUCGCCAGAUUUCAAGGCUAUGCCCGAAUCAGAAAGUCCGGAGCAAGAGCACAGCCCGGAAGACCACGGGUCGCAACGAUCAUCGCUGGAGGCAUCUGUUCACACCCAUAAGCGCAAGAGAUCCAACUCUUCCUCUCGGGAACAUGAGUCGAGACAUCCAUCCGAGCUCCACGGCACGGUCAGGGGCUCCAAAGGUAAUCCCACCGAGUUGAGUGCGCCCCCCAACUCCAACGGGGCGGGUUCAGGAUCAGUCUCGGAUUUGGAACCGGCUCCCCAUGGCCCAUCCCGAUCAGACCCCCAUGAGUCCUCCCGGAUAUCUUCUAAUGGACCAUGGCCUGAAUACGAUACUCAGUUGGCGAGUCAAGCCCAGAGGGUCCAGCAGAUCGAUGCCUCUGAUGCCCAACUGGCCGAUGCACUCCAAAGAGAAGCACAUUCCCUGGACCCCAAUCACCGAAACAUGAACGCAUCUCGGUCAACCCCGGCCCCCACGGUGCAAUCAUCCUCGUCACCUCCAUAUUCCUCGGAGCGACCAACAACGGCGCAGAUGGCGCCCAAACGCAAACGAGUUUUUAGCAACCGAACCAAGACCGGCUGUAUGACGUGUCGUCGUAGGAAAAAGAAAUGUGAUGAACAGCACCCAGCCUGUAACAACUGCCUUCGUGGGGGCUUUUUGUGUGAAGGGUACACAUCGCGGAACAUGUGGCAGAAGCCUUCGAAUUCGAAGCCACCAAUACCCUUACAGUCAAAAGAAGAAUGUCCCGAAUCCAGUGAUCAAAAUAUCCCAGAGAAUCAGGACCGGCAUUUGUCAGAGCAAAUGGAACGGAAAACGCGACCAAUCGUGGAAGACGAGCGAUCUGCUCCACAAUAUAACACCAGCGCCACCGACCCUGUCUCCAAAAAUCACAUGUUAUGGCCCAAACGACUUUGGUCUAAUCCGGGUCAUUCGGGGCCAGCAUAUCCCCCGGGGCACGUGGCCAAGGGAGAUUAUAGAGAGGUCUCGUCCAUCCAUGAACUCCCUCGGGAUGUACCCUCCAAACCGGAUUUCCCUGGGGUGCCUCUGAUUCGAGAAAUCUCUCAUGGACCGUCCCCGAAAACUAAUGGGCCUCUACUGUUUCAGGGAGCGGUGGCACCGUCAACGCCUGCCACGUCGUUAGACACUAAUAGCCCCCAAGUGCAGGCUCGAAUGGCCCUAAGCAUUGAAAACCAGUUAUCUAGUCGCAUGGCGAGCAUUGAAGACACCGAGAUGGACAAAAUGAUCAAAGGCGACCUCUACCGGCCAUUUGAUGUGUACCUCGUAGAGGAAAGAGACCGAUGCCGACGCGCACUCGCCCGAUUCAACAACGCCUGCAAUCCUCUCAGCGGGCUCAGCUCAAAAGAACAAAAUCGUCUCCUCAAGGAGAUUCUGGCAGCCCAACCCCCUUGCACCCUGAAGCCUCCAGGGUCUCCGGGUAUGUCCAGCCCGACGAUGCGACGUCCGACCCCUAGUCUCGGACCGGGAGCGAUUGUGGAGUCACCAUUCACCUGCCACUAUGGGUACCUUAGCAUUGGAGAAGACGUGAUGAUCUCCCAUGACUGUGUAUUUGUUGAUGAUUGCUUUAUUUUCGUGGGCGCUCAUACCUGGGUGGGGUCUAAUGUCACCAUUCUCACCACCAUGGCACAUUCUAGCAUGCAGGAGCGAAAAGGCACACAAAGCCGAUAUCAAGGCCGCCGCGUCCGUAUCAUGGAAGACUGCUAUAUUGGAGCAGGAUGUACUAUCUAUCCCGGAGUGACACUUGGCCGAGGGGCCUACAUUGCUCCCGGAGAGGUCGUUCGAAGUGAUGUGGUCCCUUAUGGCUUUCAAGGGUUCAAGCCAAACUAUAUGUGA